Molecule: messenger RNA, 647 nt
Organism: Bolinopsis microptera
Lineage: Eukaryota; Metazoa; Ctenophora; Tentaculata; Lobata; Bolinopsidae
Exons: 6
Coding region: 20-571 (183 amino acids)
Source: RefSeq, a predicted model, not a curated record
AGUCAGAUGUAAUGCUCGGAUGUUAUUAAGACCACACUGUCGGAUCACAAGAUUGAGAAAGAUAGUAUCUUUACGAUGUUGUUCUCAAGUUUUGGCUUCCAAAGGUAGUCCAGGUUUCGGGCUUUCAGCAAGUUUUACUAAAGAAGAAUUGAAAAAUGCUUAUAUUAAGAGAGUAAAACAGUGUCACCCAGACUUGCACCCUGAUAAACAUGAAGAGUUCCUAAACCUAACCAACUGCUACCAAACCCUCCUGAAACAGGUUGAGAGGUCACGUGACGUUGGGUCACGUGACGGAUCAUGUACUCCACCUGAUGUGUACUUGUGGGAAGGUGACAACAGGAUUGAUGCCAAUUUGAACAGUGAUAUUUGGUUACAACAAGUUGUCAUCGCUCACAGAAAAACCCUGCGAUUAAGAGAAAUCCGCUUGAAAAACAGACGGAUUCUGAUAAUCAGUACAAUAUUCUUUAUUAUGAGCCAAAUUACUUACUUGCUAGAGUUCGACGUUUUGCCACACGAAGAGUAUGGUCCACAUGUUGUCCAAAGAGUGACGAAUAUUUUUCAGCCUUAUUAAUUUUUUAAAAACGGAAUUUUGAUUUGAACUUAUAUUUAGAAUUUGGUAGGUAAGGGUGCGACAGUUUUAUAAGUAA